UCGUCUUUGGGCUGUUAACGAGGCGGUUUAGUAAACAGCCUCCUGGCCCGUUGGUGUGACUGACAGCAGUUAGCAUGUGUGUUAGCAUGAUGGCGUUUAGCUGGUAGCAGUAGUAGGGCUCACUUUAACCGGCUGUGUGUCUCGAAUUGAUAACACAGCUUCACAUGGACCACGUAGGCUGUGGAGGAGUUCCUGGGUGAGGUGCGUAGCAGGGAGCAGCCUCACAGCGCUGGGCUUGUGUCCCAACCGACAGCUGUAAAGUUUCUUAUGGCCCGCAAGUUUGACGUCUCCAGAGCCAUCGACCUCUUCCAAGCAUACAAGAACACAAGAAUCAAAGAGGGCAUCUUCAAUAUCAACCCCGACGAGGAGCCCCUACGCUCUGAGCUGCUGAGUGGCAAAUUCACAGUCCUGCCUGGCCGUGAUGCUAAGGGCGCAGCUCUAGCACUCUUCACUGCUCGUCUCCAUCGGCCAGACGUCACCACCCACAAAGCUGUGCUGCAGGCCAUCAUCUAUCAGCUGGACAAAGCCAUAGAGAACCUACAAACUCAAAGAGAUGGACUCAUAUUUAUCUAUGACAUGACCAACUCCAGCUACGGCAACUUUGACUAUGAGCUCUGUGUCAAGAUCCUCAAUUUGCUCAAGGGGGCAUUUCCGGCUCGUCUAAAAUGUGUCUUCAUUGUGUCAUCGCCUCUUUGGUUUCGAGCACCUUUCGCAGUCCUCCGCCUGUUUGUGCGUGAGAAGCUGAGAGAACGGGUGUGCACAGUGAAAGCACACGAGUUGGCCAGUCACAUCCCAGUCUCCUCCCUCCCUGAACACCUGGGUGGAACAUCCCAGUACAGCCACGUGGCUUGGAUCCAGUCCUGUGUUAACACACACACAAACACUGUUCAGGGUGACACACAAGAACACGACACACAUGACUGUGUGGGAAGCCUGCUGCGCUCCUACAGCUUAGAGUGCAGCAACACGAGCGCAGGCGCUACACUCUCCCACACCCAUAUAAAUACACAGCUGGGUCCCGAGCUAGCCGUGGCUAACUCUAACUGCUACGACGAUAGCAAUGCUAACCCACACAACCACUGCGGUGUGGCGGAGGGCAGGACUCGAGGCCAAGGACAGUACCAGCAGAGCCCGCAGUCUGCUGCAAACAGGCCGCAGGGGAACCACCAACACUGGAACGGCUCUGCGGUGAGCGGGGCCAACAUGUCCGUCAGUGGCUCCAGCCCCAACGCUAACAUGAACGGUCGUGGUCGCCAAGCGCCUCCCCAGUCAGACACGCCACCUGACACACCGCUUUCCCACGAAGGUGACGGGGACGCGGUGGACGGAACGGUAACAGACUCUCACAGGUCCGAGAAUGACAGUGUAAAGGAGGAGGACGAGGAGGAUGGCGAGGAAGAGGAAGGGGUGCCUCCGUUGCCCCAGAAAUCUUUGCCUCGCCCCCCUCACCAGCCUUCCUCCCAGUCCCCGCCCCUGUCUUCAUCUUGGGGUCCUGAUGACGAGGACAGCUGCAUGGAGGCGUCUAUUCACAUACCAGAGCAGGGAGGCAUGACGGUGCACGAUCUGGUGGAGCACGUGAAGAGACAGAAGAAGAAGGGGAUUUAUCAGGAGUACGAGGAGAUCCGGAAGGAGCCACCGGCAGGCACCUUUGACUACUCCAAAAAACUGUCCAAUCAGAUAAAGAACAGGUACAGUGAUGUUCUCUGCCUGGACCAGUCACGGGUGCGACUCUGCCAGCUCUGUGAGGACGAGGAUGAGACGUCAGAUUACAUUAAUGCCAGUUUCAUGGAUGGGUACAAGAGGAGCAGCGCCUACAUCGCAACUCAGGGUCCUUUGCCAAAAACUUUUGGUGACUUCUGGCGGAUGGUGUGGGAACAGAUGGUACUUAUCAUUGUCAUGACCACCAGAGUGGUGGAGCGUGGACGUGUCAAGUGUGGUCAGUACUGGCCUCUAGAGGAGGGCAGGACAGAGCAGCACGGAUGCUUCUUGGUCAGGAACACACACAUCCAGGCGUUUCAGGACUUCAAACUCUCCCAUCUUGAACUUUACAACACACAGUCUGGAGAGAGACGGGAGGUGUGCCACUACCUCUAUGUCAGCUGGCCAGACUUCGGGGUGCCCAAAAGUGCUUCUGCCAUGUUGGACUUCCGUGAGCAUGUACUUCAGAGGAGGGAGGCUGCAGUCCAGAGCCUGGGCUCCAGUUGGACGGGGUCUCCGGGGGGCCCCCCUGUGGUUGUGCACUGCAGUGCCGGCAUUGGCCGCACAGGCACGUUCUGUACACUGGACAUCUGCCUGUCCCGGCUGGAGGACAUCGCCACAGUAGACGUCCGUCAGACGGUGCGGCGCAUGCGUACACAGAGGGCUUUCAGCAUCCAGACCUGGGACCAGUACUACUUCUGCUACACAGCAGUCAUCGAGUAUGCCCAGCGCCAUGGGAAACUGAGCCCGGUGCAGUGGUCUGACUCCGACCUAGAGACCGACAGCGAGUGAGGGACACACAGAGGGAGAGAAAAGCGAACGGGAUAGCCAACCUAAGCAGAAGUCAUAGGAACGAGAGAGUGAGGAAUGACGUUUCAGAGUAGAGGAGGGAGAUGAUGACUCUUCUGCCAUGAGAGAGAAAAGAGGAUGGAGAUCUUGUUUUGGCUCUUGACGUAAUGAUACAGGCUCCCACAGUUGCUCUUCCUUCACAUGGAUGGAUCGACGGAGGAGUGCGAAGAGCUGGAGAAUAAACAUACAGGGAGUGGAGACUGUGCAUCGCGUCACCGAUUGAGCAAGCUGUCCUGCCAAUUUCCGAGCCCCUUUUUAUUUAGCAAACUACAAGGGGACUUGGCCUGCCCUGAACCUGUCUUGUUGACAAGAGAGUUGUACGAGUUGUAGCAUUUUUAUAUUGACUUGCACAUGAGGAAUGACAAACUUGAACUUUACCCCUUGAAGCCCUCCAAACCCCCGGUCUUUGUUCCUUUUUGUAUUUCUUGUUCCUUUUCAACCCCGAACACGUCUGUGAUCACAGAUACAAUGUGACGGGGUGUGAAAAGGUUCAAACUUGAAAACAUUUUGUUUUGUUUUGCGUUGAAGAGGAAAUGGUUGUUCGUGAGCAAAUGGUCAAAAGAAGAUCAGUGUGUGUGAGCCAUUUAGUCCAUUUCCGUUUUUUCUUUAUUUUCCAUGUCCUUUUUUUUCUAUGGUGCAUUUUCUACGUGUGUUUCAUAUUUGUGCAUAUGUAGACUAACUUUUCAAAGCCAAAGUCCUCACUCUGAAUGCUUGGAUGUACUCCUUACUGAGAUAUUAUAGACUGAAGCCCAUGUAUAUUCUUGUAACAUACAUUUAUACAUUAUUGUGCAUAAUAACAACCUCUGAAAGAAGAGCAAAAAAAAAAAAAAGCCUUGUUUAAUAUAAUUGACUUAACCGUGAGAAGAAAUAUCUAUGUAGCGAGCCAGGCUAUGACAAAAUAUAGAGAAGGGUUCUGGUAUUGAAACUGAUAUCGUAUUACAAAUCUGUGUGAUUUGUCAGGUCUAACAUCAUCUUUACUGUUGGAGCGUUCUGAUUGGACGAUCUUAAGUAAUUUGGCCUUAACUUGAUUCACUGCCUCGUCGUUCUCAGACCUAAACCAUACCUGAAACUGUAAACUUUUAUUUCCCCUUUUGUUCUUUCCCUUUUUGAAUCUUACUCCCUCGAUACCACAACUGUCGUGUUUGAUUCUCGAGGCACAUUCUGCCUCAGAUAAUUGUGCCUUCAACUUUUCCUUAGCUUAAUGUCUCGCUAGUAUAGUAAUAACACCCUAACGAGUGCACUUGAAUAGUACACGUUGACUAUGCGUCACACAGGACACCCACAUUUUGCCUACAGUCCUGUACAUGGUACACUACUUGUGAAUAACAUGAAAGUAGUGAGUUAUCUGGGACUAAGCUCUGGUUUGAGACAUGGCUAUUCUUUUAUCAUUUGACCUCAGGGGGUAAUUCUAGUGUUUUUUUGCCUAGUGUCAAAGAUCCGUUUCUGGGUUUGCCUCUGGUAAAUUAUCAUUUAAGAAAAAAAAACUAUAUCAACUUUAUUUUGUAUUUUUUACUGUAUUGUAUCCUACUAUAUUUAUGUCUUUGUAAAACUUCUACAAUAUUGAAAUCGGUGAAUGUUGGUACGAUGCUACAAAGAAAAACAAAGUUAUUGCAUUUGAUAAGCUGAACAAAUCAGAUGGGGAGUGAAAUAUAUUUUUUGUUUUUCACGAUGAAAUUUUGGUGGAAAAUGUCACUUGCCAUUGUAUUUUCAGAACUGACUUGUAUAAAUGGUGAUUGUUCAAUUAAAGGACAAUGGAGGGAGGGUGGGGAGGGAGGUGGGGGGGAUAGGUCGGGAAGCUAGGUCGGGAAGCUAUCGAGUAUGUUUUUAGACAGCUUAUUGUUAAACUCAGUAACAAUUACAUUAACUUCUUGUACUGUCUGGUACCCAAUGCCAAGGACAAAGCAAAAAAAAGAGCUAUCAAGAGAAAAAAAAAAGACAAGUGGCUGUCAUUUCUGUUCACAAAACCCCAGCUUGGUGUCUAUGAGUAAAAAAAAAAAAUAAUAUUUAGAAUGGGUUAAGGUUUAUCAGCAUGGAAAAGUGAGCCUUGAAUGUUUUUUGGGUAAUGGUGUCCGAGCAAUUUAGUCAAGACAGACAUGGAUAUUGUUGGUGAAUGUGGACCCUGCAUCCCUCAAUGCCAAAGGCCCAGGCUCACCCUAAACAUUUGUCCCCGUCACACAUCCUCAACAGCCUACUAGCAUGGACCUACCAGUUCAGCCUUGCAUCCACGGACACGGAAAGACUCGGGAACAUUACUGAAGAUUAUCUAUAGACACAACAUGGGAGAGUGUGUAUGUUAAAAGAGUCUUGGUCCCCAUGCUACUUUUAAUUUGUUGUAUGAGAAACAGAGAAUGCAACGUGCAUUUGUCAUCGGUGUUCAUUUAAUGUUUCUUUCUGUGCUUUAAGUUCUUGUGAUUGAAUUAUGGCCUUUUACAUGCUGUCAGCCCGGCUGUCCCAUUAAAGCAACGGUAUUACUAUCUUGAAUGAG
This is a messenger RNA of Sebastes umbrosus (honeycomb rockfish), 5032 nucleotides long. It is a transcript of the gene ptpn9b, whose product is annotated as protein tyrosine phosphatase non-receptor type 9b. The coding region runs from base 268 to 2490 and encodes 740 amino acids. NCBI's taxonomy places the organism in Eukaryota, Metazoa, Chordata, Actinopteri, Perciformes, Sebastidae. The transcript has 13 exons. Gene Ontology annotation, biological process: protein dephosphorylation. Gene Ontology annotation, molecular function: protein tyrosine phosphatase activity. The record is from RefSeq and is a predicted model, not a curated record.